Messenger RNA from Phyllopteryx taeniolatus (common seadragon), 5152 nucleotides. It is a transcript of the gene fam184ab, whose product is annotated as family with sequence similarity 184 member Ab. The transcript is spliced from 22 exons. Bases 656 to 4165 code for a protein of 1169 amino acids. The record is from RefSeq and is a predicted model, not a curated record. Lineage: Eukaryota; Metazoa; Chordata; Actinopteri; Syngnathiformes; Syngnathidae.
GCUUGGGCAGGAGAUUCACUUUCCUUCAUUCACAAACUAACAUCAUUUCUCUGACUGUACCUGAAUGCGUCGCCGCCGUUCCCACGGCCCAUGAAGGCAGCACGCACUGUUGAGGCGAUCCAUGGCAACAGGAUCGCAGCAGCAGCAGAGGCUGGGGCUCGUGGGGGGGGGGGGCUCUGCCGCCGCGUCCGUCGUACACGCUCGCCGACCGCGUCCGGUCUCACGCACGCACGCACGCGCACGCACCUCCAUGUAACCGCGGAGCACCGAGGAGGGAGCAAUCCGGUGCGACGGCUCCUCAUUCGGGCUCCCAAGGUGACCGAGCGGGGGGGGAGCCAGACGGCAGCUCCGACUUCCGCUGCACGUCAGCGGCAGGUGAAGCUGGCCGUACCCGCACCUCGGAGCGCUGACGGCGGCCUCGUUCACGAUGCGUGCCGCUAACAUCUCCGGAGCUUGAAAUUCUGCACGUCACUUUUUCACAAUUUUUUUUUAAACAUGUUCUGUCGUCCGGACCCGAAGCAAAAUGGGACAUUUUUUUAACAGCUUGCUGCGUCAUAUUUAUUUUUUGUUGUUAGGUUCCAGUAAAAAUGAUCUUUUUUUUUUUUAAUGAUUAAAGCUCCCAUCUCCAUCAAGCAUCUGAAGCAUCAUCGUGAAGAUGGCGACUGGGUCGGGUUGGCAGCAGUAUUACUGCCCUGCCGGUCAGGGGAAAUACACUUCGUCUUCCUCGUCGUCGUCGUCCACGUCCUCGUCCUCCUUCCAGUCCGGCCUGGCCAUGGAGUACACCCAAGACCUGCACCUGAAGAUGAGCAAGAAGAUCGCCCAGCUCACCAAGGUGAUCUACGCGCUCAACACCAAGAACGACGAGCACGAAGCGGCCAUCGCCACCCUGAAGGAGGCUCACGAGGAGGAGGUGCAGCAAAUCCUCUCCGAGACCAGAGAGAAGAUUUUACAGUACAAGAGCAAGAUCAGCGACGAGAUGGACCUGAAGAGACGCAUCCAGUCCCUGGAGGAGUCCAUGGAGCUGCACGAGAGGAUGAAGAGGCAAGCGCUGGCCGAGUUUGACAACUACCGGCAGCGGGUGGAGGACCUGCAGCUGUGCACCGAGGCGCAGCACACGCAACGGGUGGUGUCCAUGUCGCGCGAGGUGGAGGAGAUGCGGCGCUCGUUCGAGGAGAAGCUGCGCACCUUCGGCCAGGCGCAGGCGCAGUCCGAGCAGGAGAAGAAGGUGGCGCUAGAGGAGCUGAAGGGCCAGCACCGGCAGGAGGUCCAGGAGCUCCUCCGCAGCCACCAGAGCCACAACGCCAACUACAGCAAAGACCAGGAGAAGCUGGGCCAGCUGCACAAAGCCGAGGUGGAUUCUCUGACGGAGCGAGUGGAAGAACUCAAACAGGACAAGAAGAAACUGGUGGACGAGUAUGAGGCCAAACUCGGCAAGGCUCAGGCCUUCUACGAGCGCGAACUGGAGGCCAUGAAGCGAACGCAGCAGCUGACGGCCGACAACCUCCUGGCGUGGAAGCGCACCGAGGCCGAGCUGCGCCGCGAGUUCCAGACGCAGGAGGCGGCGCUGCAGAAGACUCUGGGCAAGCUCCGGACCGAGCUGGCCCGCGUCACCGACGAGGCCCGCGAGCACCGCGAACGCUCGCACAAGCUGCAGGCCUCGCUCGCCGCCUCCGAGAACGCCGUCAAGGAGCUGAGCAAGCAGCUGGACGAGGUGACGCAGAAUUCCGAGAUCGUCGAGAUCCGUCAAAAGGAGGCCGAGUGCGAGCUGGAGGCGGCCCGAGAUCGAGUUCAGCAGCAGGCCACCGAGAUCCUCCUCAAAGCCAGUCAGAUCAGCAGCCUGCAGGCCACCCAGAUGACUCAGGAGGCGGCCGUGCGCGACCUGGACAACGAGCGCAGCCGUCUGAAGGACAAGGUGCUGAGGCUGGAGGAGGAGCGAGAGGCGCUGCACGGCCAGAGCCGAGCGCUGGACGACAGGCACAAGCAGCAGCUGCAGUCCUUGCAGAAGACGCUGCGCGAGGAGAAGGCGUCUCACGAGAAGGACAUGAGCGGCCUGCGCGCUCGCUACGAGGAGGAGAGCGGCCAGACCAAGGAGAACCAGGCCCGGGUUCUGGACGAGGUGGCCAAGAAGCACCGGGCCGCGCUGGAGAACGCGCUCAGCGGGGCGGAGAAGGACAAAAACAGACUGUUGGCUGAGCUGGAGCAGCAGUUUGAGCGAGAGCGCCACACGCUGGAGGAGCAGAGAAGCGUCCUGCUGCAGGAGCUGGAGCAGCUGAGGGAGGAAAUGAACUCCAAGCUCCACGCCGCCGACCAAGAGGUGUGCCGUCUGCAGCAGCAGGCGCAGGAGGGCGAGAAGGACAUGGGCGCGGCCGAGCGGCAGAUGGCCACCAUGAAGCAGGCGCAGGACAAACUGCUGGAGGAGCUCGACGCCACCAGGGGACGGCUGAGGGAGACCAGCAACCUGCUCACCGCCCUGCAGGGAGAGCUGGAGGUCCAAACGCGUCAACAUGAAGCCAAAGUCAUCAGCACGAAAGAGGAAGAGAAGCAUAAGAUGGAUAAGAUGGCUUUGGAGCUGGAACUUAAGUGGACGGAGACCCUCAGGCAGGAAUGCAAGAAGCUCCGCGAGGAGCUGCGAGAGGAGCACGAGGCGGACAAAGCGGCGGCGUUGAGCCAGCUGGCCCGCAACAAGGAGCAGGAGAUGAGCAACGCCCGAGAGAGCUGGCAGAGGAGAGUGGACGACCUGCUGGAACAGAUCUCCUUGCUGAAGCAGAGUCUGGAGAUGCAGCUGUCGCAAUCGCAGUCGUCGCUGCAGCAGCUUCAGCAGCAGUUCAGCCAGGAGCGGGAGCACCUGCGCACGCAGCUGGACGAGCUGCAGACGGAGCACCAGCGCAGACACCAGCGGCUGCACGAGGCGCAGUGUUGCGCCCUGCAGGACAUCGAGCACGCGCGACAACGCGACAUCAAGGAGUUGGAGGAGCGUCUGCGCCAGCACCACCACGCCGAGCUGCAGUCGCUGCGGGAGGCCCACCGGCACAGCGUGGAGACCCUCAAGCAGCAGUCGGAGCAGGAGCUGCAGACGCUGCGCUUCGAGCUGGAGGACGAGGGCAAGGCCAUGCUGGCGUCUCUGCGAUCAGAGCUGAACCACAUCCACGCGUCGGCCAUCGAGCACCUGCGACAAAACCACCAACAGGAAGUGAUGGCCGCCAAAAAGGAACUGGAAAAGACGGUGGAGAAAACCCGCCUCCAGGAGCGCGAGCUGCUGGGCCGCGUGGCCGAGCUGCAGGAGGAGGUGACGCGCAGGAAGAAGCACAUCGCUCAGCUGGACCACCAAAUCCACACGCUCAACGAGAACAUCAGCAGCCUCACCAAGGAGCUGGAGCUCAAAGGCAAGGAGGUGCUCAAGAUACGCAGCGAGGCCAACCAGCAGAUCAGGGCUCACGAGCAGGAGCUGCAGAAGCGUCACGAGCGCGAAGUGUCCGAGCUGAACGCCAUGCACAGCAGAGAGACGCACAACAUGUUGGUGGACUUCAACAAGGCGCAGGAGGUCCUCAAGGACAAGAUCUCUGCCCUGCAAAUUCUGCUGGAAGGCACCGAGGAGAAGUUCAGGAACCGCGAGAGUCGCCCUGAGGAUCUGCAGAUGAUCGCCGAGCUCAAGGACAUGGUUUCCGAGAGGGAAUCUCUCGUCAAGAAGCUGGUGGAUGACAAGAAGUUCUACCAGUUGGAGCUGGUGAACCGCGAGAGCAACUUCAACAAAGUGUUCAACGCCAGCCCCAACGUCGGCGUCAUCAACCCGCUCAUCAAGCAAAAGCGAAAGAAUGAGAAAGCGGCGGCGAGCAGAUUCGGCAGCUCCGCCGGUUUCAGGGUUCUGGAGGCAGCCGGCUCGGGCCCGGCGGGCCCCGGGGGCGGCCCGCAGCAGCAGCAGCCGCCGCCCCAGCUGCCGCCGCCGCCUCCGCCGCCGCCCCCGGCCCAGCCCGGCCGCCUCGAACCCCUUGCCCACCCCCCCCUCCUCCACCACCUCGAGCUGAACGCCAACAAACCUCUUCCCCCGCCGCCGACCCCUCCCACAGAACCCAAGAAGUUCACGAGCCCUCCUGAGACGAAGGACGCCGCCAUCGACCUUCCGGACGCUCAGCGGCAAGAGUGGUUCGCUCAGUACUUUUCCUUUUGAUUGACAACACACACACACAAACACGCACGCACCUGCAGAAACAAAACACCAGAAUUCAGCAGCAUGUCAGCCAAACGUUUAUAAAAAAAAAAAAAAAAAAAGUCUGGAAUUAAAGUACAAAAAAAAAAAAAGAAAAUGUUUGUUUUCUAUAUUGUUUCAAAAAAAAACAAAAAACGACAUUCGGGCUUGGUUCAGUUUAAGAAAUAAAUGAAGAUGUACUAGUACGCUCUUUGUCCUCACUAGUAUGACAGUUCAGCACACUAGUAGAAUGUCUGUCUUACUAGUAACAUUUUCCCACUACUAGUGCCACUUGUGAUGAAAUCUUACUCGUAAACUACUGUGCUGCAUUAGCAACAGAGCGUUCGUAUCUGGAUAUGAACAUCCUUCAUAUCCAGCUGAAAUUGUCUUACUGGUGCGGGGCAAAGCGCGUACUAGCACGCAGACAUCAAGGCAAUCCGAAAAAUGCCCACGACGACUUUCGUAUCUGGAGAUCCACGAUGUGGACUAAACGCUCAUCAUCAUCAUCAUCAUCAUCUGCUUCGUCAUCUUCUAGGUUGGAUGUUUUUUAGUUGGUUUCUCCCACUCAUUCUCAUCGUUGCCAGCGUUUAUUUUUUUUUGGGGGGGGGACUCCCAAGUGAGAAGUAGACAUGCGUGGAGUUUAGAGGUCCUUGUUGCUCUUCUCUGUGCAUUCCCCCCACAACCCCCCCCCCCCCCCAAAAAAAAAAUACUAGUAAUGAAAUGAAAAGAAAAUGCUGCUUCUCUGUUAGACGCAGACCCCAGAUCAGUCAGUCCGUCUUAGGGUGGGCACCAUCCUCGUGAUAGAAGAAGAAGAAACUGAUCUCUUUUGGUAGACUACAAAACUCUUGUUUGUAUGCUUGUCUGUCUCUACACAGAUACAAUGAUGUCUCACCGAUUUUAAGAGCAAAAAUAGCAUUUUAUAUUUAUAUUAUAAUGUGUAUGCUUAAUAAAGGAUUAUUGUGACAUUUA